UGCAUCUUUUCCAACUUUAUUCGUUUGUCCAGCUUUUUCUUUUUUAUGGUUGAGGUUGUGCUUUACGCUUUGAAGGCUUGGAAUUUUAGAAGUGCUUUAAUAAAUAAAUUGUGCGCUGGAUCUCCACUUUAAUCAUCAGAAAUAAAGAGAUCGGGCUGCGUUCGAUCAAAUAUGAAAAUGGGUUGUCGAGCAAUUUGAGAAGUGGUCAGUAGUGGUAUAGGAAUAGCACUUCCCUCUGUGUUCUCUAUAUAAGGAAUAGCACUUCCCCCUGGUAUCUCUUUUUAACUGGUCAGUAGUGGUCACUGGUUCAGUUAUUGUUCCUGCAGCUUAAUUUUCUCUUGAAGCUUAGAAGGGCCGGUAGGUACGUACGAAUGGAGGAACCAAUCGGAGAAUAUUCCUGCCCCGUGCAAAUCAUCGACUCUGACGGUGAUUUCAAGAAUGCUGGGCUUGACCGUUUCGUUGAGCAAGUGAAGCUUGGUGAAUGCGGGGCCUCAUAUGUUGUCACCUCCAUCAUAGGCGCUCAGAGUAGCGGGAAGAGCACCUUAAUGAAUCAUCUUUUCGGCACCGGAUUCACUGAGAUGGACAUAAACAAGAGAAGGUGCCAGACAACAAAGGGGAUUUGGAUAGCUAAAUGUGCUGGUAUUGAGCCUUGUACAUUGGCCAUGGAUGUGGAGGGUACGGAUGGCAGGGAAAGAGGGGAGGAUGAUACAUUUGAGAGACGAAGUGCGCUAUUUGCACUCGCUAUUUCGGACAUUGUACUAAUAAAUAUGUGGUGCCAUGAUCUUGGACGAGAGCAUGCUGCGAACAAACCUUUACUAAGAACAAUUUUUGAGGUUAAGGUUAUGAUGCAUUCAUUUGACCCUGCCCGUAAGACAACAUUAAUAUUUAUUUUACGGGAUAAAACAAAGUCCUCGCUUGAACUUCUCCAACUUGACUUAAAACAUGAUAUACGAAAGAUAUGGAAUGCAGUCCCCAAGUCCAGAGACCAUGAAAGCACCCUGCUCGAUGAAAUUUUCUUUGUUAAGGUUAUGAUGCAUUCAUUUGACCCUGCCCGUAAGACAACAUUAAUAUUUAUUUUACGGGAUAAAACAAAGUCCUCGCUUGAACUUCUCCAACUUGACUUAAAACAUGAUAUACGAAAGGUAGAAGUAGUUGCUUUGUCCAGUUAUGAAGAUAAGGAAAAGGAGUUUCAAGAGGAGGUUUCUCAAUUGAAGCAACGAUUUAUCAAUUCUACCUCCCCCGGAGGGCUUGCGGGUGGUGACCGAACGGGUGUUCUGCCUGCCUCAGAAUUUUCUCAUUAUGCACAGGAGAUUUGGACACAAAUAAAAAAGAACAAGGACCUGGAUAUUGCUUCCCACAAGCUUUCAGGAAUAUUAUCCAUUUCAUCGACGCAGAUGGAAUGAUGGAAUAAUGUGUGCUUUUUGUUGUUUGUACCGUACCAUGUGUAUCAGAUUCAACAUAGGAUGAUCAACUCCGUGCUAUAGUUUUCCUGUUCCUUCAUAGUUAAUGGAAUAAAAGGUGUUUCCCGAAAUGCCUGGUUUUCAAAUUAGUUAGGUUGUUUUGUCUCUAGGUGAGUAGAAAUUAGAUUGUAAAUCUGUGUACUACACAGUUUACAUACUUUUUAAAUAUGUAAUGUCAUUUUUAGUCUUCCGCUUGAAUAUUGUUUCCUUGUUUUGAAAGCAAAAGCUUCUGAAUAAAUGUUGCUAUGGUACGUAGAGGUCGACUGCAGUGGGAUCGGGUGUUUGUGGUAACGCAAAUGCGCAGGACAGUUUAAAUAGAACUGAAAUGGUGUCCAUCAACAAGUUCUCUCAGCUCUAAUCAGGAGGCUUAAAGAUUGGAAUCAACAUAUAUAUGGUUAGGUGCGUUACAAUUUUCUUAGAUGGUAAUUAGCUAGUUAAGCAAGUUUUAGAAAGGUAGUU
Rosa chinensis is the source of this 1919-nucleotide messenger RNA. RefSeq names its product protein ROOT HAIR DEFECTIVE 3 homolog 1. NCBI's taxonomy places the organism in Eukaryota, Viridiplantae, Streptophyta, Magnoliopsida, Rosales, Rosaceae. Gene Ontology annotation, cellular component: endoplasmic reticulum. Gene Ontology annotation, biological process: endoplasmic reticulum membrane fusion. The record is from RefSeq and is a predicted model, not a curated record. The coding region runs from base 372 to 1403 and encodes 343 amino acids. The transcript has 13 exons. Gene Ontology annotation, molecular function: GTP binding; GTPase activity.